This is a messenger RNA of Adineta steineri, 567 nucleotides long. The record is from the annotation of a GenBank genome assembly. NCBI's taxonomy places the organism in Eukaryota, Metazoa, Rotifera, Eurotatoria, Adinetida, Adinetidae.
AUGGGUAAAAUUCGUCGUGAAAAAACUAAAAGUAAACCAAAAAAAGAGGUUGAAAUUGUACCGGAUAUAGUAGAUGAUGAUGAUGAACAAGUAAUGGAUGAUGAUAAUGAUGAAGAAGUAGCUGAACAUAAUCAACCUGAUUUUGAUAAACGUAGUGUAGUAUCUAAUAAAACUAUUAAAUCACUUGUAUCAAAGAAAAAAGAUAAAAUUCAAUUAAAACGACAAUAUCUUCUCAAACGUCUUACUGCAGCUCAUGAAUCAAAAUGUGAAGCUAAAGAACGAGCUGAACGUCGAAAAACUGUUAUUGUUAGUGAUAUGAAACAUGAAUUUGAAAAUUCUCUUGGUCAGAUUGAAUCCUAUCUUGAAGAACAACGUUUAGCAAAUGCAUCAAAGAAAAAUACUCGUAAACAAAUUCUUUCACAAGCUGAACGUAACCGACAAAGUCAAACAAAUAUUGAUAUAUUCAAUAAGAUUUCUCAAUCAGCUGAAUAUUCUACUAGUCCAUUUGAACUUAUUAAAAAACAACUUGAACAACAAAUAACUCCAUUAACAAAGAAAAAAAGUUGA